ACAUAAAUUACUUGUUUAUUCAUCAAUAUUGAUUUUGUCACCUUCAAAAUAGGCCCCAUCGGAUGCAAUACACAUGUGCCAACGCUUAAGGGGGCAUAUACGUUUGUCGGUUUCAAAAAGCGAUUUUUUUUCUUUCCAUUUUUCGACAGUUUGAACCUUCAAGAAUGUUGUCCUAAAACCAUUUUUUGAAAUUCGAAUAAGUAAAAAAGUUACGAGUUUUGUCGGGCAGUGCACAGGCGUGCGCCUGCCGUUUCUGAAGCGGCGCGCAGGUAGAAGGGUCGGACCCUCAUGCAACGGUUUCUUUUGUCCUCUUUACAAUAAAACUUACUUUUGAGAUUGAAGUAUAGGUAUUUUCUAAUAGAUGAUGAUGCUGUAAGCAGUGCUCUAAGCUAUUUUCAAGCCGAUUAUUCAUUUAGUUGGCGUCGGUUGCGUGAUACGGACGAUUCUCGUUGUUUGUGGAGUACGUGUCACGAUGAAAUAGGUGUAAAAGCUCUCGAGAGUCAUAGGAAGUGAACAAAUUUCGAAACAGUUUUACGCGCAAGCGAAAAAUGCCGCCCAAUAGGUGGCAAGCGGUGUAUCCAAGCGGACGUCCGAGCACGCGACGCGGGAGGCCCGAAUAAGCAGUCGCCUCGCUAAAAACCAACAAAUGGAGGCAAACCUUGUACAGGAGGAUUCCCUGUAUGGCCCAGGAAUUGACGAUGACGUGUAAGUUGAAUAAAUUUAGUUUUAUAAUAGAGUAAACUUGUUCCAAAACUUUAAACGCGUUUUUCUCAAAACCAUGUUUUUAAAGUCGGUUACAAUGAUAACUUGAAGACGGAUUAACCGAUCUGCCUUUUUUUUAUUGAAAGCUUAUAAAAAUCGCUUGUCGUUGUCGUAUCCGAUUUUAAAAAUUCCAAUUCUUUCUAUUUUUUUUUUAAACAAACAAAACUGAAAUUUUGUGCCGAAAAUCGGCAUUCUAACUUUAAAGGUCCGCCAUUUUGUUGAAAAUUUGAAUUUUAAAAAUCGGAUACGACAACGACAAGGAAAUUUACUCUUCUUUAAGAUGCCGUUUGAAUUUUGUGUUUCAGAUGAACGGGCACGGAGAUAUUAUUGUAACCGCGUGUUACGAUUCUCAUCAAUAGAGAAAGAUAUUCUGGGGGACGCGCCGGUAGGGUUGUCAACAACUGCUGAGACUCUGCUAGUGAGUUGAGAUGUUUAUUUUUGGGCCAAGGAUUUUCCAGUAGUAUAAGUAACGGUCGGCGUAUAGUAUUCUGGAUGGUGGCUUGAAGACUAUCCGGACGUUUCAGGAAGGACUGGGAGUUGUGACUAGCGCUCUUGCGAUUCUUAGAUUCGGGUGAUAGGGCCGGAAAAGUUUGACCAGCCUUUACCGUUGAUUCGGGAACAAGGGAAUGUGGUUCUGAGGUACUUCGUGCACUGGGAAUUGAUGAAGCUGUUAGAGAAGUUUGCUUCUGGGCAUGUAAAGCCCCCACCUUUUCAGGCAAUAUCCCGUAUUUGUGAGAUGGGCAAGUUAAGCCCCCACCUUUGCAGGCACCUGUACUGUAUGGGCGAGUAAAGCCCCCCACGCCUUUGCAGGCAAUACCAAACGUGUAAUUGUAGGCACUAAAAGCCCCCACCUUUGCAGGCUGACCAGAGAAUAGCAGUAUGGGCAAGUAAAGCCCCCACCUUUACAGGCACCAUGUAAUGCUCGAGCUCGUAAAGCUCCCCGCGUCUUUCCAGCCGAAUGUAAUGGGUGGGCGAGUAUAGCCCCGCGUCUUUGUAAAUCAACCCAGUGAAAAUUACCAACGUGAAUCGCUGAUUAACCUCAGAAUAAGGUGAACAUACGCCAGUAACAAACCAUUAACCAAUGCGGCAAAUCAUUAAUAAAAUAAUUCAAGAUCGGUCAUAAACCAAUGCCAUAUAGAAAUACAAACAAAUGUGAAAUAUGCCAAAAGAUAAACCAUUGAAAUGUUGUUCCGUACUUUUUUAUAUAUCGCUUUUUUUUUAUUAUGAUUUCGUUUGGGUAUUUCGCGGCGUCGUACGUCACUGGGCUAUUGUCGCCGUUUCGUUGUUUUUCCCGAGUCGCGCGACGCGAUCGCGAGCUCGUAGAAUCAGAACGAGUCCGUACGGGCAUGCGAACAGAAGCAGAAGCAGCCCAAGUAUAUUUCUAUAUAGUGCGAUUAGUGGACUGUAAAAAGUAAAAUCGUUUGUGCUCUAAAUAUAAUAAGUAAAACGAAGCUCAAAAUAUUUUCUCGCCCCACCUGGAAAUACGUGGAGACGAGGGCGUCAUUACAGACGCGGCGGAUCGACACGACACAGGGUCGUGGCUCGAUUGCAUCGAAAGGUGCGACACCGCGCACGAGGCACGGAAGCUUCACAAAACAUAUUGGUCCUUCGAGCCGGAUCUAGUCCGGGAAACACAUUAAGACACUCGAGGCAAACGAUUUGGCGCACAAUCAACGGCUCGUUCUGCAAAAGACAUUCGCAUAGUAACGGCAUAGCAACGGCUGUUGCGAAGCAUCGCAACCAGCUAUGAUUUACGCAUUACGACCGGCAUAGGGCUGAUCACCAUUUGUCAAUCCAGAGGUACCACGGGGGUGCCGCAACAAGGCGAUAUCAGGCGAUAUCGAGAGUCAACGACAGUGGUUUCUGCGACGCAAUGCAGCAAGCCACAGUUCACGCAUCACGGCCGGCACGAGGUUGGUUACGUGUUAUCAACAAUCCAAGGGUGCCACAAGGGCGCAGCAACAAGGCGAUAUCGAGUUUCAGACGCCACACCAGGAGGUUAUCAUCAGCGAGCGAGUCCGCGCAGUGCAGCGGGGCGGCUUCCAGGAACUUCCAACGGUCACAUCGAUACACGGCGGCGAUCAACGAGAAUCGCGCUUUCAUCACAACACGAGGUCAGGUAAACUGAAUACGCUUGUGCCAAUCAUUAUUGUUGUAUUGUAAUUUACGCAUUUUGGUGAGCAUGUCUCAAGAUCGCGAUUCGCAACCGUCCGAGGCGGGAAAUUUUUCCGCGCUUAAGAAAAAGCGAGCUACAAUAAAGGGUUCGUGUACACGUAUACAAACGUUCAUGAAUAAUAUUAGUCAGAUUACAUCAGAUGUGAUAGCACAUAUUGAAGAACGCAAGGAGCGGUUAGAUGCAUAUUGGUGCGAUUACGAUAAUGUACAAACGGAAAUCGAGACUUUAGAUGAUAAAGAAGUGGAAGAUAGAAUUGCGUUUGAAGAUGCGUUUUAUUUAUUGCGCGCGCAAAUGCGGCGUUCGUUGGCGAACACAUCCGGAAGGUACACAUCAAGCAGUGUGUCACAUACCACGGCAUCUCAAUCAGAAUCUAAAGUAGAUUCAUCCGCGAGUGUUCGAUUACCAAAGAUAAGCUUACCUUCUUUUUCGGGUAAAUAUGAGGAAUGGUUACCGUUCCACGAUAUGUUUAUUGCUAUUGUACACGAUAAUAAGGUAUUAAAUAAUAUUCAGCGAUUUCAAUAUUUACGUGCGUCUUUGUCUGGUGAUGCGGCCAGUCUCAUUGCGGCUUUAGAAAUAUCGGACAGCAAUUACGCGGUUGCGUGGGAUAUUUUAAGACAGAGAUACGAUAAUAAGCGCGUUAUCAUUCAAACUCAUAUUAGAGGCAUCAUGGAUUUGCCCGCAAUGGUCAAAGAAAAUUCAAAGGAAUUAAGACAAAUUUCAGAUGGUGCAUGUAGACACAUACUUGCAUUAAAGGCAUUAAAAAGACCAGUUGAUUACUGGGACGAUUUGCUUGUUUACAUUCUUAGUUCAAAAUUAGAUUCCGUAACAGCAAAGGAAUGGCAAUCUUCAUUAAAAAACGGGGAGAUUCCCACUUUUAAGCAGUUUACAGAGUUUGUUUCGCAUCGCGGUCAAGUUUUGGAAACAACCACUAGAGUUAACACAGUUGUUAAUAAAGGGUACAAUACUCGUUAUCAUGCACAAGGUAAUGCUAAGCAACAAUUAUCACAUUUAGUUACUUACAAUGGUAAGUGUUCAUUUUGCAAUGAUGAACAUGCUGUUUAUUCGUGCAAGGAAUUUUUGGCAUUACCUAUUGCUCGGCGUGUAGCCGAAAUACGUAAAAAGGGUUUAUGUCUCAAUUGUUUGCGUUCCACAGGACACAUUGCGGCAAAUUGUAAUGCCGGAGCUUGUAAAAUAUGUCGAUCAAGGCACAAUACAUUAUUACAUCGUCAAGACAAAAACGAGGAUAAGCCAAAGGAGGAAUCAAAGAAUUCCUCGUCACCCAAGGAAGCAACCGAAAUGUCAAGUCAAGGACAAUCUUCGAUUGCAGCACAUAGUUCUCUCGCAUGUAAUCAGGUAUUGCUGUCUACCGCAGUGGUAUACAUAAUUGACAAGGGAGGAGCACGUCAGUCGUGUCGCGCUCUUCUUGACUGCGGUUCACAGGCAAAUUUUGUUACACGUAAGUUUUUUGAAUCAUUAGGAUUAAAGGCCCGAUCAAUAAAUGCUUGUGUGACCGGAAUUAACAAUGCAUCUACGAUGUUUAAUCAAAUUGUUGGUGUUACUCUUCAAUCACGAGUAAAUUCUUUUUCCACGAGUUUUGAAUGCAUAAUUACGGACCAGAUAACUGGAAAGAUUCCUCCGGUUUCCGUGAAACGUCAUUUGAUUGGAUUGCCAGGUAAUAUUGAACUUGCAGACCCGCAAUUCAAUUCAUCGGCGGAUGUUGAUUUGUUAAUAGGUGUAGAUUUGUUUUGGCAAUUGUUGUGUGUUGGUCAAUUCAAGGAGUUUAAGGGAAGUUUAACAUUACAAAAAACGCGUCUUGGUUGGAUCAUUGCUGGGCGUGUAUUUAAUUCGUUGGCUUUACCACAAAAAAUACGUUCGUUAACAGCGUUAAUAAGUAACACGGAAUUACAUGAUCAGUUGUGUAAGUUUUGGCAAUUAGAAGAGGUUUCUCGCGGUUUUGAAAAUCGUACGGUUGAAGAACGAGCUUGCGAAGCUCACUUCAAAAUUUAUACAUCAAUUAACGAACAAGGUCGUUACAUUGUAAAGUUACCGGUAAAGGAUGAUGUAUUACGAAAGAUCGGUGAUUCAAAGGAAAUCGCGUUGAAACGGUUUAUACAACUUGAAAGACGAUUUGAACGUGAUCCAGAGUUUAAAAAACAUUAUGUUAAUUUUAUAAAGGAAUACAUUAAUUUAGAUCAUAUGAGAAAGGUCUCGUCGGUUGAUGAGGAUAAUAGCACAUCAUUUUACUUGCCGCACCACGGGGUGUGGAAGCAAACCGAUCAGUUUGUAAAACUACGCGUGGUAUUUGACGCCUCGUGCAAAACCACUACGGGAGUAUCUUUGAACGAUGCUUUGAUGGUCGGACCGGUGAUACAGCAAGAAUUAUUUUUGAUUCUUUUGAGAUUUCGCACACAUGCAGUUGUAUUCACGGCGGAUAUAGUAAAAAUGUAUCGCCAAGUAUUGAUACAUGAAUCGCAAAGAAGUUUGCAACUUACAGAAUGCGUUCAAGAUUUAGCUGCGAAACAUGCAGCAGAAUUUCCGCAAGGUUCAGAGUGUGCGCUUCGAGAUUUUUAUGUCGAUGACUUACUUACUGGGGCAGAUUCGAUUGAUGAAGCUAAGCGUAUACGUGAUCAAAUUGAAGCAUUAUUGAGACGAGGUCAUUUUGAGUUGAGUAAAUGGCAUUCGAACCACGCAGAAUUAGCACCGGUUCAUAAGGGAGCCGUUGAUGAAACAGUAGUGUUACAUGGCGAUGACACGCCGAAGGUGUUGGGAGUGCAAUGGCAUCCGCCAACAGAUCAGUUUACGUUUAAAUGUAACGUUUCGUCCGAUGUUAGGCGUAUUACAAAGCGCACGGUAUUGUCCGACGCUUCAAAAUUAUUCGAUCCACUGGGGCUAUUAGGGCCGAUCAUAGUUGUAGCAAAGUUAAUUAUUCAAGACGCUUGGCAAUCCAAUAUAGAAUGGGACGAAUCCUUACCGCAAGAUCUCCAUGCGAGAUGGUUGAGUUUUCGACAACAAUUAUUUUAUAUUAGUGAAGUGAAAUUGCCUCGCCAAGUCAAAUAUAGUACAAGAGCAACCUACAUUCAAUUACAUGAUUCCACAAUUACAUUACAAUGGAUAUCUUCAUCUUCACGCAAGUGGCCAACCUUUAUCGCGAAUCGAGUCGACGAAGUUCAGCGACUCACUAAAGCACAUCAAUGGAGACACAUAUCUUCACACGAUAAUCCCGCUGAUAUCAUUUCUCGUGGAGCCACUCUUCACGACUUGAUGAACAAUCGUAUUUGGUGGAAUGGUCCUUCUUUUUUCGCUGUAGAAGAGCAUCAUUGGCCUCCGAGCAAUUUUUCAAGUACAUUAGACGCUCAUUCGGAACAGGAAUGUAAUGCGAACCUCACGUUUGAGGAAUUACAAACUGUAUUAUGCGAGAUCGAAGCGAUGUUGAAUUCGCGUCCGUUGACACCGCUUAGUACAGAUCCUAAUGAUUUACAUUGUAUUACUCCAGGGCAUUUUUUGAUUGGCACAGCGUUAAACAGUUUUCCAGUCCCUGACCUUGUAGAGGUUCCAGCCAAUCGACUGCUACGCUGGGAAAGAGUGGAGCAACUCCGACAGCAUUUUUGGAAGCGGUGGAGCUCGGAGUAUUUACAUACGCUCAUCGAAAGAUCGAAAUGGAAAAUCAACAAGGGAUCGCCGCUGAAGGUUGACCAAUUGUACUUAUUCAGCAGCCUAAUUUAG
Molecule: messenger RNA, 6661 nt
Organism: Ooceraea biroi (clonal raider ant)
Lineage: Eukaryota; Metazoa; Arthropoda; Insecta; Hymenoptera; Formicidae
Source: RefSeq, a predicted model, not a curated record